This is a messenger RNA of Emiliania huxleyi CCMP1516, 766 nucleotides long. RefSeq lists its product as hypothetical. The record is from RefSeq and is a predicted model, not a curated record. The transcript has 3 exons. NCBI's taxonomy places the organism in Eukaryota, Haptophyta, Isochrysidales, Noelaerhabdaceae. Bases 18 to 488 code for a protein of 156 amino acids.
GUCCGGUGGCGGCGGCGAUGGUCAAACGGGCGGCGGCGCCCGGUCCGGCGACGGCGCUCCCCGUGCUACGGAGCGCGGGUCAGACGCCGUUCACGGCGGCGAGCUCAGCCUGUGGGAGCUCUGGGCGUCGUUCGCUGCCCGUAAGCUCGCGUCGCUGCGGCAGCGGCGAGCGGCGGCCGCGGCGGCGGGCCUUGCGCGGCGAGCGGCGGCAGCGCACGGAGCGGAGGGCCGGGGUGACUCUGCGGCCGUGCGGCCGCGGGUCUGAUCGCUCGCGCGUGCGGGCGGUAGGUGCGCUUGCCUCCGCUCUCGACGGCGCUCUCCCGGCGCCCCUCGGAGACGGGGCCGCCUCACCGUGGGCGCUGCACGGCCGCGGAGAUAGAAUUCUCCCCGGCCACUUCCUCGAGACCACUUGGCCCGGCAGUUGGGGCGGCGAGGCGGUGGAUGGCUGUGGGUACGUCUUUGCGUGGCACGUGCUGCCGUACUUUUGAGGGCGGCCGAGCAGUGGUGCUGCCGCGGUGCCGGACUUUGGAGGGCGAGCAUGCACCUUUGCACGAUGGUCGAUGCAGCGAGAGUGUGGGGUCGCGAGGGAGCAGCCUGCGCACACGUAGCGAGGUCGCGUCCUCGCGAAUUCCGACACAGGAGCGAGGAGGCGUGUCGACUGUCGUUUGUCGGAGUUUUCCGUGUGUUUCUGUUUGAGGCUCGCAGCAGACUGCACGACGGAGAGUCCGUCUCAGAGUACCUCUGAGCUCUGUGAACAAGCUCUGUG